AUGGUGGACGCGCCAGCCGCGGCGCCGGCGCCCGCCGCGCCGGCGCCCGCCGCACCGACCGUCUCGGCCGCGCACCGCGCCCUCAUCCUGGCGCUGCACGGUGCCGGUGCGGUAAAGUUCGGCUCGUUCACGCUCAAGAGCGGCAUCCAGUCGCCGAUCUACAUUGACCUUCGCGUCACCGUGUCGCACCCGACCGUGCUGCGGGAGGUCGCCACCGCGCUGUCGGGCGCCGUCGCAGGCGUCCCGUUCGACCUGCUGUGCGGCGUGCCGUACACUGCCCUGCCAUUCGCCACCGCCAUGUCGCUCGCGGGCGGCGCCCCCAUGCUCAUGAGGCGCAAGGAAGCCAAGGAGUAUGGCACCAAGAAGACCAUCGAGGGCGCGUUCGAGAAGGGGCAGACCGUCCUCGUCGUCGAGGACCUCGUCACCUCCGGCGCCAGCGUGUUGGAGACGGUCGGCCCGCUCAAGAAGGAGGGCCUUGAGGUCCACCAUGUCGUUGCGUUGUUGGAUCGCGAGCAGGGCGGGAGUGACGCGCUUAAGAGCCAGGGCGUGGACAUGCAUGCCGUAUUCACCCUGUCCACUGUCAUGGAUGUACUGGAGAAGGAGGGCAAGAUUGACGAGGAGACGAAGGCUAGCGUGCUUUCGUUUAUCCAGAGCAAUCAGGUGGGCGCCACGGCACCCAACAACGGAGUCAAGGCCCCGGAGAAUGGUGCCACUGAGAAGCCGCUAUCACCAAAGCCUGCUGAGAAGGAGAGCAAGCUUACCUACUUGCAGCGCGCGGAGAAGGUGAAAAAUGUCACAGGCCGACGUCUGUUGGAGCUUAUGGAAGCCAAGAAGUCCAACCUUGCUGUCGCGGCUGAUGUCACCACCAAGGCACAGUUGCUCGAACUUGCAGAGGCCGUCGGACCGGAAAUUUGCAUGCUAAAGACCCACGCAGACAUCAUUGCAGACUGGGAUGAGGGCACAGGCCCGGCCCUUGCUGAGAUUGCCAAGCGCCACCAGUUUCUCCUGUUUGAGGAUCGCAAAUUCGCCGACAUUGGCAGCACAGUCCACCACCAGGUUUCCGGAGGCUUGCACUCCAUUAGCAAGUGGGCUCACGUGAUCAACGCGCAUUCCAUGCCAGGACCGGGCAUCAUUUCGGGUUUGAAAAAGGCCGUUGCUGAGACGGACAGUGAGAUGGCCAAGUCUUUGGGUCUACUACUUCUCGCGGAGAUGAGCUCCGAAGGGAAUUUGGCCACCGCCCUUCCCGGGUACACGCAGAAGACCAUCGAAAUGGCGGAGGCGGAAAAGGAAUUUGUGUUCGGGUUCAUUAGCACGGGGCGCGUGGCCGGCGACGAUUUCGUCUAUUUGACACCAGGUGUGAAGAAAUCUGCGGGCGGAGACGGAUUAGGGCAGCAGUACAACACCCCGGAGAAGGUCAUUGGGGAAAAGGAAUCCGACGUGAUUAUCGUUGGUCGCGGGGUGUAUCAAGCGGACAACCCGGCUAAGGAAGCAAAGGCUUAUCGUGAGGCUGGGUGGAGGGCGUAUGAGACGAGGGUGAGCGGAUCGCAGUGA
This is a messenger RNA of Chondrus crispus (carragheen), 1551 nucleotides long. RefSeq lists its product as hypothetical. The record is from RefSeq and is a predicted model, not a curated record. Gene Ontology annotation, molecular function: orotate phosphoribosyltransferase activity; orotidine-5'-phosphate decarboxylase activity. Bases 1 to 1551 code for a protein of 516 amino acids. Lineage: Eukaryota; Rhodophyta; Florideophyceae; Gigartinales; Gigartinaceae. The transcript has a single exon. Gene Ontology annotation, biological process: 'de novo' UMP biosynthetic process; 'de novo' pyrimidine nucleobase biosynthetic process.